Messenger RNA from Epinephelus fuscoguttatus (brown-marbled grouper), 1504 nucleotides. RefSeq lists its product as uncharacterized. Bases 430 to 918 code for a protein of 162 amino acids. The transcript is spliced from 4 exons. Lineage: Eukaryota; Metazoa; Chordata; Actinopteri; Perciformes; Serranidae. The record is from RefSeq and is a predicted model, not a curated record.
AUCAUGCAGAAUACACCACACAAGAAGGAAAAGGGCCUGAGUUUUCUAGUGUUUAGUGUUUCCCAUACAUUGACUAAUUUGCCCUGCCACAGUCUCCAAAAAAUGGCCAGAUAUAAAAUGCCUCCGGUAAAUGAACGUCACUCUGUAGCGCACCGGCUGGAGCUCCUACUGGGAAUUCUUCGGCUCCCCCCUCCCUCCCCCUCACCCUCCCCGGCCUCACCACAGACGUCGCUCUCCUAGCGCUAAUGUGAGCCUGAGUUGAUAGAGCAGACCGCAUUUCUAAGCGGAAUAUUGAGGAAUACUGACAUCCACUUCGUGAGCAUUCUUGAAAACACCCAGAAAACAUCAGUAGAGAAUUGUGUGGCUGUAUUUAAGACAACUCUGAGCCUGCACGGCAACAUACAACACCAUUGAGGUUCUGGUCCGAUCAUGGCUCCCAAACUGAGUGUGCUGCUGCUGUUACUGGUUGUUGCCACAGUAACAGUUCUGGCCCAGGAGCGACGCCCACCAUCGAGGACCCCCACCACCACCACCACCGACGAUGAGUGGAACUACAGGGAUGGCUCUGACAGGGUGAACAUGCGCGGCAUAGCCAACCUGACUCAGAUUCUGGACAACUGGAGGUUCGAUAUCCUGGGCCAGAUGAAAGGACUUCUGCAAAAUGACCACCAGUCUCUCUUGCCUGACUACGCCAGGAUCCAGCCGCUGUCUGAGGCUUUAGACGACCUCUACAAGGAGUUCAACGCCCUCAAAGCUCACCUGGGCGACCUGACUGAGAAGUUUACCGCCAUAGAAACUUUCAUUGAUGAGGUCAAGGCCAACAAUGCCAACGCUGGGCCGGCCCCUGGCCCGGCUCCGGCCCCUGUCCCCAGACAGACCGGGAGGAGGGUGUUGAAGAAGAAGGCCACUACUUCUUAAGCAGACAAUGAUGUGCUUCUUUUAUGUUGAUGUUUGCUUCUUCUCAGGCUGUCAUGUCUCCAUUCAUCUUAUCUGACAGUGCUGAAGCUAAUCCCCUUUUAACUUUACCAUGUUAAAAUUCUUAUACCAAGGCACGCUCAGUUGAAAGCACAGAUGUCUAAAAUUGAAAUAUACAAUACAUUAAAGAUUAGAAAUAUAAAAUGUACAGUAAAUAAAAGAUGUCACUCACAUAUAGUGUGGAAUAAUGAUGUAAAAAAGAAUGUAAGAUAGCUGCACUCUCUGCACACUUUUCAAUAUAUAUUUUGAACAUGAUCCACAGUUAACAGUUUUCCUCAUAAGAAAUAUGUUUUUUCUAAAUCUUGAAAAACAUAUCCAGGGAUUUGAUUUGAAAGAUUUCCUGUUUGUUGUUUAAGUGCCUGGAAAGUUCAACAACACAUGCUGAGUGAUGUCUAUCUUGUAGCACAGCUGAGCUGUUUAGGAAGCACUUGUUCUGUUUGUUCUGAAUGCUUUUUGGACAAACAUGCUUGUUGGUUUGGGUUUACUGCUGCAUUAUAUGAGCUCCAAAUAAACAAACUUUUUGCAUUCA